Messenger RNA from Entrophospora candida, 143 nucleotides. The record is from the annotation of a GenBank genome assembly. Lineage: Eukaryota; Fungi; Glomeromycota; Glomeromycetes; Entrophosporales; Entrophosporaceae.
AGACAAAAGGAGAGCUGUUCAGAGUAAAUCUGGCAGCUCCAGAAACUUUUGCUGUAGAUAAAAUAAUGGAGAUUGAAUAUCCAUUUGAACAUGUCAACAUCAUUAAUAUAAUAAAAGUUAUAGAGUUUGUAUUCAUGGUAAAG